AGUCCUACGUUUCUGCUUAUGCUUUUCGGUAGGCUAUUUGCAUGUCUGAAAUGUUCACUUGAACACAUAUAAUGAUACGGUUGAGAAUGUUGUUAUUAGCAAAUGCUGGUGACCGGGUGAACAAACAGCUGACCUGCGCAUCUCUAAUGUAUGUUGGCUAUAUGCUCAGGUGGUGGGCGACGUCGGUGGGCAAGCAGAAGGAUGAGUAGGUGGAACCUUCUAGUUCUAAGGAGACAAAAUAGAAAGAAAAUAACUACCAGAGAUGGGUUUUAUCGUUGUUAUUUAUUUAUUUUAAUUCAGAGAAUAAACUGUUUACCAUAGAAAAGGAAUCGGUUGUUCCUGGUUUUGCUUUUUACCGAGAUCGCUGUCUGCCUUCGGAAAAACAUCCUCCUCCUACCCAUCCAUCUUUCACAUCAGCGCUCUCGUGCCUGCCCCUCGUGCUCACUCUGAACGAAACCGUAACCGUUGGCUCAUGCCGCGUUCAUGUGCUAGUCGGAACUAGGACACUCGGAAAUGUUCGACUUGCUAACCGGUUGAACAACCAGUAAGCAAGUUGGACAUUUCAGAGUUGUCUAAUUCCGAAUAGUACAUGAACUCAGCAUUAGUCAUCUCGAGCGUAUGCAAACACACCGCCCCACCUGCGUCUAGAACGAAGCCUAGAAGCAUCCCGGUUAUCACCGCCAAACACUGAAGCGCACAGGACUAACGAACAGACGUUAAUCUAAUCUUUAACGGAAGAAUUGUGGGUUUUAUCUAAUCUAUGCUAUGUUUGCAUGGGAAAGGUGAAUUAAUCAAACCAUGGAAGGCGUGAAGAACCGAGAGGCACCGGGUGAAUGAACUCUUCUGAUCCCGACAGAGACGACUUUCAAUCGGCGUGGAUUAUGCGCAUUUGCCGCAGGCUGUACUGUCAUCACUACAGUGAAACCGGAUCUCGACCGGCGACGGAUGGGGUGACUCCCUCCGUGCCGAAGAGGUGGUCCCAGCCUCUGUCCAGGGCCGCCACUGCUGGGGUGGGUCCCCAUCCCUGGCACCGUUAACCGUAGGGCUAACGGUAGGGCACGUGUCAGGGUGGAAGAGGAAAGAUAACAUGCAGACGGAGGUGCCAGUACCACCGGAGACAGGAGAGGAGACCUUAGAAGACCGAGCAGGGAGAGAGGAGCAGCGUCCCCUGCAGCAGUCCCUGGCUGCCUCUCUGUGUCGUGAGUCUUACUGGAAGUGCCUCGUCCUCACUCUACUCAUGUACGGGUGUUUCACCACGCUGGGUUGGUGUGUCGUCUGCCGCGUCCCAGUUCUGGGCUCCGGGGAGUAUGUUGUUGUCUCGGCUACGACCGCCACCACCUUCCCUGACUUACCUCAGCUGCACCUCCAGCACGACAGCCCAUGUUCCAGUGGUUAUGUGUACAUCCCUCUAGCCUUCCUAGCUAUGCUGUACGUGGUGUAUCUGGUGGAAUGCUGGCACUGUUACUCCAAGACCGCCAUUUUGGCUCACGCAGAGACGGCAGAGGUGUAUGAGCGUGUCACAAGGCUCCAGCAGGCUACUCCCUGUAUCUGGUGGAAGGCCAUCAGUUACCACUACGUCAGACGGACCAGACAGGUGACCAGGUAUCGCAACGGAGAUGCUUAUACCACUACACAGGUCUACCAUGAGAGGGUUAACACCCACGCCUCCAGCUCUGAGUUUGACUACGGUCGCCACGGGGUGAAAGACGUCUCCAAGGAGCUCCAGGGACUUCAGGAGCACCCGGCUGUCAGGCUACGCUUCACCAAGUGUUUCAGUUUUGCCAGUGCCCGUGCGGAGGCUGCAUACCUCACCCAGCGAGCACGCUUCUUCGGAGACAACGAGGGUCUGGACGAUUACAUGGAAGCACGGGAAGGGAUGCAUCUAAAGAACGUGGAUUUCAAGGAGCAUAUUCUGGCGUUCCCGGACCCGACCCGGCAACCGUGGUAUUCCCGACACCGGGUCUUCUGGCUAGCCUCAGCGUUCCUCUUCUCCUGGCCCAUCCGGGUCGUGUCGGAGUACUGCACGGCCCAUGUACACUACCACGUGGAGAAACUGUUCGGAGAGGAGACGAUCCGUGAGGACGGAGUGACGGAGAACGGAGGAACGACAGGCGAGAGGAGUGUCAACGGCGGGUCGAGCUACAGAGCGAUAUCGCGGGUGAACACGGUGGAUAUGACGGAGCUGGAGUGGCACAUUCGCUGUAAUCAACAAAUGGUUCCUUCAUAUUCCGAAGCUCUUCUCAUGGACUUGGAGAGAGAGAGUAAUGGAGGAGUUAGUGGAACAGGAGGAACGAACACCACCUCCUCCACACCUGGAGCUCCAGGCUCCAUCCAGGGAGGCUUUCCAACCAGCAUGACCCGCCCAGUGGCUUUCUCCACGGCUUACCUCCUCCAGAGCUGUCCCCGGUGCCGGAGUACCACGUCAAGCUCCAGCCUGCCCUCCAGGCUAAGGGCCCCGACGGGGAAUCAAGCCCUGCUGAACGGCACUGUGGCUGGGAUGAGGGCGAAUGGCGUAGGGGGUGGGGGUCAGGGUGGUGGCAGGUUAGUGUUGAGUCGUAGUGGGUUUUCUCUAGGGACACGGCCGAGACCAGCAAGUCUAUUUCACUCUCGUAGUAUGGGGGGAGGACUGGGAGGAGGACGGGGGGAAGACGGAGGAGGAGGGUUUCUGGGGUUAGGGUCCUGGCAGGGUCAGGAUGAUGAGGAAAGUAGAGGAGUGUUGGAAGGAGAGAGGGAGGAGGAAGAGGAGGUGGAGGAAGAGGAGGAAGAAGAGCAGGAGGGAGGAGGAGAGGUGGAUGAGGGGAUGAGGGAUAGGCCUCCGUCUUACCACGAUGAGCAGGAGGGAGGAGGAGAGGUGGAUGAGGGGGUGAGGGAUAGGCCUCCGUCUUACCACGAUGCAUUUUUCUUCCCGGUGUUGAUCGUACACGGAGAGGAGAGCUGCCACGGUGGAGAUGACGUGAUGGACACAAUAGUAAACUAACAGAAAAGAAAGGAAUAAAAAGAUUAAAUGGAAAAAGAAUGGUUGCCAUAGUCUGAGAGACAGUGGAAAGGAGGGGAUAUUGUAGAACAGGACAAGAAAGAGGGGGAUGUAAAUCAACUGAGAGAAAAAGGGAAGAUAUUGGUAGACGUUGGAUAAUAUGAGAGAGAGGUGGGGGUGGAGAGAGAGAGAGAUAGGGAUGUAGGAAGAGGGGGAGAGGGAGGGAGAAAGAAAGGGAUGGAGAGAGGUUUGGAGUGAGAGAGAGAGAAAGACAGAGAGAGAGAGAGGCGAGGCAGAGAGAGAGAGAGAAAGACAGAGAGAGAGGCGAGGCAGAGUGAGAGAGAGAGAAAGAGAGACAGAGAGAGAGGUGAGGCAGAGUGAGUGAUGAAGGAAUCAGUUGUCUAUGUUUGUUAACCAAUUUAAUUAUAACAAAGCAAACACUCUGUCCGUUUCUAAGAAUUUGUAAGAUCCUUAUUUGCAUAAAAUAGACAUAGACCCGUGUCCAAAUUAAUCAAUAGCGUUUAUUCUCGAGAGAGCUCUGACGUGCAUGUACAAAACCGUUAUUUUUAUCCCUUCUAUUACUAGCGCACAUACAUACACACUAAUCUGGAUUAUCUCCUGAAGUCUCACCACAGUUUAUUACCACUUAGCUGACAGUUCCAGUCGCCCCCCAGGUACGGAAAAGCUAGAGGGGCUUCUGCUGUCUUCCCUUAUCUCCACAGAGUUAUAGCUUAAUCGGUUCAAACAUAGGUUAAUGAUCCAUUUAGUUUUCUUUAGGCACACACAGACAUUCCUUUCUCCCCCUGUACAUGCUACAUAACCUCUAAUCCUAAUGGUUAAGUUUCUGGGUAGAAUUAUUUAAUCAUUUAUCUUAAACCUUGAUAAAAUAUCUUAACAGUGAGAGAGAGAGAAAUACGAGGCAGAGUGAGAGUGAGAGAGAGAGAAAGACAGAGAGAGAGAGGCAGAGUGAGAGAGAGAGAAAGACAGAGAGAGAGGCGAGGCAGAGAGAGAGAGAGAGAGACAGAGAGAGAGGUGGGGGUGGAGAGAGAGAGAGAGAGACAGAGAGAGAGGUGGGGGUGGAGAGAGAGAGAGAGAGACAGAGAGAGAGGUGGGGGUGGAGAGAGAGAGAGAGAGACAGAGAGAGAGGUGGGGGUGGAGAGAGACAGAGAGAGAGGCGAGGCAGAGAGAGAGAGAGAGAGAGACAGAGAGAGAGGUGAGGCAGAGAGAGAGAGAGAGAGACAGAGAGAGAGGUGAGGCAGAGAGAGAGAGAGAGAGACAGAGAGAGAGGCGAGGCAGAGAGAGAGAGAGACAGAGAGAGAGGUGGGGGUGGAGAGAGAGAGAGAGACAGAGAGAGAGGUGGGGGUGGAGAGAGAGAGAGAGACAGAGAGAUAGGUGGGGGUGGAGAGAGAGAGAGAGACAGAGAGAGAGGUGGGGGUGGAGAGAGAGACAGGGAUGUAGGAAGAGGAGGAGAGGGAGGGAGAAAGAAAGGGAUGUAGAGAGGCUUGUAGUGAGAGAGCAGUCUUAAGUGGAAGGCCGUUGACUGCACAUUGGAAUGUUUGUUUUCCAGAUAUCUAUGCUAGGAUACUGUAGGAUGCUGUAGGAUGCUGUAGGAUACUGUAGGAUGAUCUAGGAUAAUGUAGGGGGCUGUAGGAUACUGUAGAAGGCUGCAUGAUACUGUAGGAGGCUGUAGGAUUCUGUAGCAUACUGUAGGAGGCUGUGGGAUUCUGUAGGAUACUGUAGGAUACUGUAGGAGGCUGUAGGAUUCUGUAGGAUACUGUAGGAUACUGUAGGAGGCUGUAGGAUACUGUAGGAGGCUGCAGGAUACUGUAGGAUACAGUAGGAGGCUGUAGGAGGCUGUAGGAUACUGUAGGAUACAGUAGGAGGCUGUAGGAGGCUGUAGGAUACAGUAGGAGGCUGUAGGAGGCUGUAGGAUACAGUAGGAGGCUGUAGGAUACUAUAGGAGGCUGUGGGAGGCUGUAGGAUACUAUAGGAGGCUGUAGGAGGCUGUAGGAUACAGUAGGAGGCUGUAGGAUACUAUAGGAGGCUGUGGGAGGCUGUAGGAUACAGUGGGAGGCUGUAGGAGGCUGUAGGAUACAGUAGGAGGCUGUAGGAUACUAUAGGAGGCUGUGGGAGGCUGUAGGAUACAGUAGGAGGCUGUAGGAUACUAUAGGAGGCUGUGGGAGGCUGUAGGAUACAGUAGGAGGCUGUAGGAUACUAUAGGAGGCUGUGGGAGGCUGUAGGAUACUAUAGGAGGCUGUAGGAUACAGUGGGAGGCUGUAGGAUACUAUAGGAGGCUGUGGGAGGCUGUAGGAUACUAUAGGAGGCUGUAGGAUACAGUGGGAGGCUGUAGGAUACUAUAGGAGGCUGUGGGAGGCUGUAGGAUACUAUAGGAGGCUGUAGGAUACUAUAGGAGGCUCUAUAGAAGGAUAGAUGCACCCUAUUCCCUAUUUAGUGCUCUUCUCUCCGGGAGAUCCAUACUGCACAUAGACCCAUACUGCACAUAGACCCAUACUGCACAUAGACCCACACUGCACAUAGACCCAUACUGCACAUAGACCCAUACUGCACAUAGACCCAUACUGCACAUAGACCCACACUGCACAUAGACCCAUACUGCACAUAGACCCACACUGCACAUAGACCCAUACUGCACAUAGACCCAUACUGCACAUAGACCCAUACUGCACAUAGACCCACACUGCACAUAGACCCAUACUGCACAUAGACCCAUACUGCACAUAGACCCAUACUGCACAUAGACCCACACUGCACAUAGACCCAUACUGCACAUAGACCCAUACUGCACAUAGACCCAUACUGCACAUAGACCCAUACUGCACAUAGACCCACACUGCACAUAGACCCAUACUGCACAUAGACCCAUACUGCACAUAGACCCAUACUGCACAUAGAUCUCUCGUCGCUGAUGGCGACAUCCCGUACCCCGAAAAACACAUUUAAACAGACCUCUGGUUGACCUAUUUCCAAUCAACUUUUCCCAUCACUGAAGGCAAAUCUAGGAUCCGGGAUACCUUACCAGUCGUUUUGGGCUGUACAAUGUGUGAGCUGUGGUCAAAAUAAACAUUUACAUGUAAUCAUUUCCGACGCUACACUGAACAAAAAUAUAAAACGCAAUAUGUAAAGUACCAUGUUUCAUGAGCUGAAAUAAAAGAUCCCAGAAAUGUUC
Salvelinus fontinalis (brook trout) is the source of this 6161-nucleotide messenger RNA. RefSeq names its product transmembrane protein 151A. The record is from RefSeq and is a predicted model, not a curated record. The transcript has 6 exons. Lineage: Eukaryota; Metazoa; Chordata; Actinopteri; Salmoniformes; Salmonidae. The coding region runs from base 1088 to 2977 and encodes 629 amino acids.